AUGGCUUUGACUGCGUUGAAGGCCGUAGCCACCAGAGGCGCCUCGGAGGCUGCCUCCUCUGGUGUUGUUUAUACAAAACCUGACAUUAUUGUACUUGUAGAGACUUGGUUAAAACCUUCAAUUGAUAACAAUAUUUUCUCACUUGAUGAUUACUUCAUCAUACGUAGAGAUCGAAUCUUAAAACACACAGAUACCAAUCGUUACAUUCAAGGAGGUGGUAUAGCAUGUCUUAUACAUAGAUCUUUAAAAGCCAAAGUACUUCACAUCUCAACUUCUGAUCAUCUAAAUCAGCCGGAAUUUAUGAUUGUUGACGUAACCUUAACCUCAGGGUCUCAUCUUUUAUUAUCAUGCGUCUAUCGAAGACCUAAAGGACUUUUUCUCAAUGAAUUUUUUGACAUAUUCUCUAAACUUUAUCCAAAUUUUAACAAUAUUAUCAUAGCUGGUGAUUUAAACUGCAACUUGUUAGAUGAUAGCUAUACUGCAAAUCACUUAAAAAAUUUUAUAACAGAGUCGUCACUGUACUGUGUACCCUAUGGUGCUACCUUUCAUAAAAACAAAUGUGACUCAUGGCUAGAUGUCAUUUUGCUUGAUGAUGAAACUAAAUUAGGCUUGUUUACCAAAUCUCAGUGUCCAUUUAUUGAUGUCGCUGACUGGGCAAGAGACCAUGGAUUGGAAAUCAACUUCACUAAAACAAAAGCUACGAUUUUGUGCUCUAAUAGUAAGUUGAAAAAACUUGAGGACUUGGAUCUGCUACCAAUAGUCGUAAAUGGUGUCAUUAUACCCUACGUCAACUAUACCAAGUGCUUGGGUAUUCAGCUAAGUAGAAAUCUGUCAUGGAACUACCACGUCACUCAGAUAGUUAGUAAAGUGAACUCAGCUCUGCAUUGUCUCAACGUUAGGAAAAAUAUCUUUUCAACUCCUAUAAGGAAAUUGCUAGUAUUAGCAACCAUCCUACCAUUCGUUGACUAUUGUUCCGUUGUAUUGGUCGACUCAACUUCUGAUAACAAUUUAAAACUACAACGUGCGAUUAACUGCUCUAUCAGAUUUAUGUUUAAUCUCAAAAAAGAUGAGCACAUUACACCUUUCAGACGUGAGCUGAGUUGUCUGUGA
This is a messenger RNA of Cotesia congregata, 1110 nucleotides long. The record is from the annotation of a GenBank genome assembly. NCBI's taxonomy places the organism in Eukaryota, Metazoa, Arthropoda, Insecta, Hymenoptera, Braconidae.